AUGUUAACUACCAUCACUUUGCAAUUCCUUUCAGCACCUAUUCUGCAGCUUUUUUUUUUCCUGCGAGUAUUCCAUUUUAUAGUAUGGUUCUUUUGCUCGGUCAGGCUGUGGGUAGAUGUUUUAGUCUUAGGUUGGAAGAGCUCAUCUCAGACUGUCUUCAGCAGAAUACACAUAAUGAUGCACUUCAGAUUGAACUUGCAAAACAUCGAGAGCAGAAUGAGACUUUAGAGAGAGUAAUUGAUAAGUUUUAUGGGAUCAGGCAGCAUGUUUUUGGGGAAUUGGAGGAUAUAAGUUGGGACGAUAAAUGUGCCUGCCUCUUGAAUGAUCCUGCAGAAUCAUGGACUUUCAAUGAUUCUUCCACAGCCAAGUACAUUAGUUCACUGGAAGAAGAGCUAGAGAGAUUGAGGCGUGCAGUGGAUAAUCUUCAAAAUAAAUUAAGAAUGGGUUUGGAGAUAGAAAAUCAUUUAAAGAAGAGAGUUCGUGAAUUGGAGAAGAAAAGAAUAGCUUCAGACAAUAUGAUCUUAAACAAAAUUACAGAAUUACGCCACUACCAUUCUCAGCAUAGGAUUCAAAUCAUAAAUUUGUUAGAUGAGGGAAGAUCCCAUGUCAAAUGGAUUGUUGACGAGUUGGUAGCAAAAUGCAGGCAGCUUGAGAUGAAAGGGCAAAAUUUGGAGCCUACUCACAGUGAUGUCAAACUACCUGGAUGCAAACAUCGAGAUGUAAAUUUGGGGAUGCCUGACUUAACCUCAGAAGCCCU
Rubroshorea leprosula is the source of this 757-nucleotide messenger RNA. The record is from the annotation of a GenBank genome assembly. NCBI's taxonomy places the organism in Eukaryota, Viridiplantae, Streptophyta, Magnoliopsida, Malvales, Dipterocarpaceae.